Molecule: messenger RNA, 1050 nt
Organism: Penicillium griseofulvum
Lineage: Eukaryota; Fungi; Ascomycota; Eurotiomycetes; Eurotiales; Aspergillaceae
Product: putative short-chain dehydrogenase/reductase family protein
Exons: 2
Coding region: 1-1050 (349 amino acids)
Source: RefSeq, a predicted model, not a curated record
AUGGAUCUCCGUGAUAUUCUAGCCACUCGUGGCUUUGCGACCUACAGCUUGCGUCAUCCUCGGGAGGCAUUGUCAAGCUUUGGCCCAACCCUGAACGAGGCCACAUUCGGCUAUUUAGGGACGUCAUUCCAGCCUGAGCGCGACAUUCGCAGCUUAGAAGGCAAGGUCGUCCUUGUGACAGGAGGCAAUGCCGGCCUAGGCAAGGAGACCAUUCUCCAACUCGCCAAGCAUCGCCCGUCGCGCAUCUACAUGGCCGCCCGCACCGAGAGCAAAGCGCGCGAAGCAAUUGAAUCCCUACAAAGCCAGCUCUCCUCCCCCGCCGAUAUCCGCUUCCUCGCUCUCGAUCUCUCUUCCUUCAAAUCCAUCCGCGCCGCCGCAGAAAAGUUCCAGUCCGAUAGCGAUCGGCUGGAUAUCCUUAUCCUAAAUGCAGGCACAAUGGGCAACCCGCCCACCACGACGAAGGAGGGCUUCGAGAUCCAGCUUGGCACAAACCAUAUCGGACACUUCCUGUUCACAAAACUGCUUCUGCCUACUCUGCAGAAGACCGUUGAGCUCCAGCGCGCAAAGGAUGAGGUCCCCGAUGUGCGGGUCGUGACUGUCGCUUCGGCAGCUCACUGUGUCGCCCCCUCCACCUUUGAGGAAAUUACAUCUACCCCUGGCUUGUUGGCGUCUAGUACUUGGACGCGCUACGGCGCUUCGAAGUUGGCUAACAUCCUCUUUGCAUCCGAGCUGGCCCGUCGGUAUCCCGAUAUACUGUCUAUUUCUGUGCACCCCGGUGCGGUUGAUAGCGGGCUCUAUGGACAUACGAAGAGUCUCAGCUCGGUGAUGAAGCACGGUAUCACGGCCGUUGGCUCUAUGCUCUUUCGGAAUAUUACUAGUGGCGCUCUUAAUUCUCUUUGGGCGGCUGGCACCCAAAGAGAAAAUAUUAUCAACGGAGCUUACUACACCCCUGUUGGGUACCGUAGUGGUGGCACUGCGCCUGUGCAAAACGCGCAAUUGGCGCAGAAGCUUUGGGAUUGGACCGAGAGUCAAGUUUCCAAGAGAAACUAA